This is a messenger RNA of Exaiptasia diaphana, 804 nucleotides long. RefSeq names its product syndecan-3. The coding region runs from base 181 to 801 and encodes 206 amino acids. NCBI's taxonomy places the organism in Eukaryota, Metazoa, Cnidaria, Anthozoa, Actiniaria, Aiptasiidae. The record is from RefSeq and is a predicted model, not a curated record. The transcript has 3 exons.
UAAUAUUGAUCCUCAGGUUAUAACCAUUUCUGCUCUAACCAGUCUGUAUCAUACACCUAUAAACCUCAAAUAGCCGAACCACGAGUAAGUUGGAGCCAUUCCAGGGACUAUUGUAAUAAAUUCCAAGAUGGAUGUCUUGCUCGAGUAUGGAAUAAUAACACCUUCAGACAACUACACGAGAUGCUAUACAACUCCAUGGAAAACAAAUCAGAAAAAUACUGGGUUGGAAUUAAGUACUGGAAGCGAUUGCGUCAGUCAAAGGAUAUAUUUAAGUGGGAUAACGGAAGACGAGUCUCAGAUGAAGAAUCUAAAGAACUGCAAAAAAUUAUGGAUCGGUCAAGCGUUUCUGUGAUUCUUAUAUAUCCUUAUUGUAUUGCAAUUACGAGAGAGGACGAGCUAAAACCGAUGCACUGUUCUAAAGAGUUAAGUUAUGUAUGUCAGACUGACGCUAACGCGACAACAUCACCCCCUUCGGUCGCUAUCACAACAUCUUUUUCAACUGAAUCAGCAGCAACCACAACAUCUCUAACAACUGCUAGUACAGCAAAAGUUACAUCUAAACCCACUUCUAGUGCAACAGAAGUAACAUCUAAACCAGCUUCAAGUAUAACAAAAAAGAAACCCGAAAUAUCAGAAGCAAGUACUACUACUCCAACAAAAGAAAAUACUCCGACAACAGCAAUUAGCACAAAGCCAUCAGCUAUUACACCUCGCCCACUAACUGGGACAGAUGAGAAGGUAGAGUGCUUGAUAAGAAUUAUAACGAUAAUAGAAAAGAUGAUUAUGGUGGAAGGGAUGUGAUGA